This is a messenger RNA of Microtus oregoni (creeping vole), 1314 nucleotides long. RefSeq names its product family with sequence similarity 83 member A (gene Sack1a). The coding region runs from base 1 to 1314 and encodes 437 amino acids. Lineage: Eukaryota; Metazoa; Chordata; Mammalia; Rodentia; Cricetidae. Gene Ontology annotation, biological process: epidermal growth factor receptor signaling pathway. The record is from RefSeq and is a predicted model, not a curated record. The transcript has 4 exons.
AUGAGCCGGUCAAGGCACGUGGGCAAGAUCCGGAAACGUCUGGAAGAUGUCAAGAACCAGUGGAUCCGGCCAGCCAGAGCUGACUUUAGCGACAAUGAGAGUGCCCGGCUGGCCACAGACGCCCUCUUGGAUGGGGGUCCUGAGGCUUAUUGGCACACUCUCAACCAGGAAGGAGAGGUAGACUUCCUGUCCUCGGCGGAGGCCCAGUACAUCCAGGCCCAGGCCAAGGAGCCCCCCAGUGGCCCAGAUCCAGCAGGAGGGGCUGAGGCGGGUUCCAGAGGACUCGACUCCUGCUCUGUACAGUCAGGAACCUACUUCCCCGUGACUUCGGAAGGCAGCGAACCGGCUCUGCUGCACAACUGGACCUUGGCUGAGAAGCCCUACCUGAAGGAAAAGUCCAGCGCCACCGUGUACUUCCAAACGGACAAGCACAACAACAUCAGAGAUUUGGUCCGCCGCUGCAUCGCCCGGGCCAGCCAGGUCCUGGCCAUCCUGAUGGAUGUGUUUACAGACGUGGAGAUCUUCUGUGACAUCCUAGAGGCAGCCAACAAGCGAGGGGUGUUCGUCUGUGUGCUGCUGGACCAGGGAGGAGUGAGGCUCUUCCAGGAGAUGUGUGAUAAAGUCCAGAUCUCUGAUACUCAUCUCAAGAACAUUUCCAUCCGGAGUGUGGAAGGGGGGGUGUAUUGUGCCAAGUCAGGCAGGAAAUUUGCCGGCCAAAUCCAAGAGAAGUUCAUCAUCUCAGACUGGAGAUUUGUCUUAUCCGGAUCAUACAGUUUCUCUUGGCUCUGUGGACACGUGCACAGGAACAUCCUCUCCAAGUUCACCGGCCAGGCUGUGGAGCUGUUUGAUGAAGAGUUCCGACGCCUCUACGCCUCCUCCAAGCCUGUGAUGGGCCUGAAGUCCCCAAGGCUAGUGGCCCCGCUCCAGCCCAGCAAGGGUCCGGGAGCCACCAAUGGUCGCCUCAGUGGAAGCAGCGGCUCUGCCAGUGACCGCACCUCUUCCAACCCCUUCAGUAGUAGCCUGUCGGCCGGCAGCAAUCCCCUCAACCAGAGUCUGUCCGUAUCCUCAGGGCCAGCCAACCCCCUGGCCCCCAUCCCACCUGUGGCUCCAAGGCUUCAACCCUAUCACAGUCCCCGGAGAGUCGUGGCCCCACAGGCCUUCUUGGUCCCCAUGAGGCCCCAUGAAGGAGCACCUGUUCCCUACAGCACCUUCAUGGCCUAUAGACCCACGCGGUUGCAGCUGCAGCAGCUUGGCCUGGUACCCAGGGUUACUCACCCCUGGGGGCCUUUUCUACAGGCCUUGCCUCAUUUUUGA